Pogona vitticeps (central bearded dragon) is the source of this 1819-nucleotide messenger RNA. It is a transcript of the gene FKBP8, whose product is annotated as FKBP prolyl isomerase 8. Gene Ontology annotation, cellular component: endomembrane system; mitochondrial envelope; cytosol. NCBI's taxonomy places the organism in Eukaryota, Metazoa, Chordata, Lepidosauria, Squamata, Agamidae. Gene Ontology annotation, biological process: negative regulation of apoptotic process; protein folding. The record is from RefSeq and is a predicted model, not a curated record. Gene Ontology annotation, molecular function: peptidyl-prolyl cis-trans isomerase activity; protein binding; protein folding chaperone.
UAUCGGCGGGAUCGCCUGCAGUCAGCUGAGCUCACUGGGGCUGGGGUGGGGGGGCCAAAGCCAGGAUCCUGGGGGCAGGGAUCCCAGGGAGCCUUCCUGACUCCAGCUCUGCUGAUCCAUCGCCAGCCGGCGCCAUGGCUUCUGAAGGAGGAAGCCCGGAUGAUAUUUCUCCCGACUGGGCGGGCACCAGCAUCCUCGACUUGACCUCUCCGGAGCUGGCCAAACCCAGCACCUCGUCCACAGACAAUGGGGAAGAUUUUGAAGUCCUGGAGAACGAGGAGGAGGAAGAUGAGGAAGACAGGGAUGAGGAGAUGAGUGGGCUCCCCCCGCUGGAGGACGUGCCCCCUGCCAAGGCCAAAAACGAGGGCCAGGGAUCUGUCUCAGACACCCCUCCGGAAGAAAGCUCGGAGACCUCGCCGGAGUGGCUUGACGUAUUAGGAAGUGGGUUGCUGAAGAAAAAAGUUCUUGUCGCUGGUCAGGGCCGAGAAACCCGGCCAGUCAGGGGGCAGGAUGUUACCGUACGGCUGAAAGCCACCCUGGAAGACGGCUCAGUGGUGGAAGAAGCGUCGACGCUCACCUUCACUCUGGGAGACUGUGAUAUCAUCCACGCUCUGGACCUCUGUGUACAGUUGAUGGAAAUGGGGGAGACGGCGAUGAUCCUCUCGGACGCGAAAUACUGUUACGGCCCGCAGGGGAGGAGUCCUGACGUUCCCCCGGAUGCUUCUUUGGCCUUCGAAGUGGAACUGCUCUCGGCCCGGGAUGCUCCCGAUCUGGAGCUCCUGAGCGGGAAGGAGAAGAGCGAGCUGGCGAACCGGAAGAGGGAGCGUGGCAACGUUCACUACCAGCGCGGGGAUUAUGUCCUGGCAGUCAACUCCUACGACAUCGCCCUCAAGGUUGUCGGCUCCAGUUCGAAAGUCAAUUUCAGCCCAGAGGAAGAGGCGGAACUGACAGAGGUGAAGAUCAAAUGCUUGAACAACCUAGCCGCUUCGCAGCUGAAACUGGAUCAUUACGACGCGGCCCUCCGGUCCUGCAAUCAAGUUCUGGAUCAACAGCCGGACAACAUCAAGGCCCUUUUCCGGAAGGGGAAGGUUCUCGCCCAGCAAGGGGAAUAUAGCGAAGCCAUUCCGAUUCUCAAAGCCGCCUUGAAGCUGGAGCCGUCAAAUAAGACCAUCCACACAGAGCUUUCCAAGCUAGCCAAGAAGCACGCUGACCAAAAAAGCGUGGAGACAGAGAUGUACCGCAAGAUGCUGGGGAACACGGGGUCUGGCGGCCUCCCGGCCAAAUGUAAAGACAAAUCCUCCCGGUCGAUUCCUUGGAAAUGGCUUUUCGGCGCCACCGCCGUGGCCCUCGGCGGCGUGGCCCUGUCGGUUGUCAUCGCCGCCAGAAACUAGUGCCGGCCGGAGAGCAGAGACCGCUGGGGCCGACCGGCUCUUCUUUUUCCCCAUCUGACUGCAUUCUCCCCACCUCCGGCACGAGGGGGGUUGUUGUUCAACUUCGUGUGCAACUCUGGACUUGUGGGUCGGCCAGAGAGGGGCAGAGCGUGGCUUUCCGCCGUCCCCAUCCCCCCCCCAACACAGCCCCAGCCGAACCUUGGCAAGCUGUGUCUCGGGGAUGAGAACUUCCCAUCGGAGAGGCCACACGUGGCGUGAAAAGUGGACCUAGAAGACCCAGGGGUGUCCUUUUGGAGACGGAUGGGAGAGGCGGUGGAAGGGGCCCGGAAAAAGAAAUCCGAAAUUGUUCCAUGCCUCCCCCUGUUCUUUUCUUUCUUUCUCUCUCUGCCUUUUUUUCCUUCUUAAAGGGCGCACAGAUUUUCUCCCGG